Musa acuminata AAA Group (dessert banana) is the source of this 1045-nucleotide messenger RNA. Its product is annotated as ethylene-responsive transcription factor ERF017-like. Gene Ontology annotation, biological process: regulation of DNA-templated transcription. The coding region runs from base 294 to 836 and encodes 180 amino acids. Gene Ontology annotation, molecular function: DNA-binding transcription factor activity; DNA binding. The transcript has a single exon. Lineage: Eukaryota; Viridiplantae; Streptophyta; Magnoliopsida; Zingiberales; Musaceae. The record is from RefSeq and is a predicted model, not a curated record.
CCUUCGCCAAUCCCACGCCUCGAGUCCCAUCAGGUGUCUCCAAACCCGGGUGCCGUUGCCUCACCGUCCAUAGUCCCCGUUGACCUCGCCGCAAAAUAACGCCACGGAUUUCCUUUGGCUUCGGUCCAGUUUCCACAACUGCCGACCUCCCCGUCCAUUUCGUCUUCCUCUUCUGCUGCAGCUUCCUCCUCCGCACCUAUAAAUACUCGCUAGUGAUCUAUGUGCCAAACGAUUCGUUGCGGUACUCGCCAAGUGACGGAGGACUCCAAGACGGCACGUUCCCCUUGGACGGCAUGCAGAACCAGGAAAUCGGCACGAACGAGGCGCAGCCGACGACGGCGAGGUACAAGGGAGUGCGAUUGAGGAAGUGGGGCAAAUGGGUAGCCGAGGUGCGGUUCCCCAACAGCCGCCGGCGGCUGUGGCUCGGCUCCUACCCGACGCCCGAGAUGGCUGCGCGAGCCUACGACGCCGCCGUGUACUGCCUGCGCGGCCCCGGCGCGGCGUUCAACUUCCCGAGCCACCCACCCAGCAUACCGUCGGCCGACAAGCUGAGCCGGUACGAGAUACGUGAGGCGGCCGAGCGGCACGCGCGCGAAGGGCCGCAGCGGGAGGAGGCAGAGGAAGCUGGCGAGCAAGUGGCGGAUCCUGGUGCGGGAAGCUCUGGUUUAGGGGCGCCGUCGGGGCAGCCGGCCGAGCCGUCAUCAUCAGUGCCGGUUUUCGACGACGCCACAGCGAGCGGUGGGGAAUGGUUCGAUGGUUUCUGGUAUGACGCCGGGGGCGGCAUCGACGAUGGCGAUAUCUAUGGAUCGUCUCCUCUUUGGAACUUCCAUCAGUAGAACGAAUGCCACUGUUCAUCGAACACCCCGUAAAUUCGUACUCGAGGCGCUUUCUUCGCGCUUAUACUCGUAGACGCCCCAGCCUCACUAUGCGAGCCAUGUCCUGGUUGACUUGUGUCAAAUUGGAUAUGGUCGUUGACUAUUUGCUUUACGUUGUAGAUUCUUCGAUCAGAUACAUAAUCCGCACUUACAACGCUGGUUGACUGUUU